Molecule: messenger RNA, 4338 nt
Organism: Rhineura floridana
Lineage: Eukaryota; Metazoa; Chordata; Lepidosauria; Squamata; Rhineuridae
Gene: CAMLG
Product: calcium modulating ligand
Exons: 4
Coding region: 151-1056 (301 amino acids)
Biological process (GO): tail-anchored membrane protein insertion into ER membrane
Cellular component (GO): GET complex
Source: RefSeq, a predicted model, not a curated record
CAAGAUGGCGCUAUUAGUUUCAUCGGCUGGAGGCGACCCUUAAAAUGGCGACGGCAGCGCCUGCGCGUUAGGGAAUGGUUUUCAGAGCGGGGACUGGGUAGUCCCAUUGUGUGUCUGUGGAAACGAGGCUUGAGGGUUGUCGAGGUAGUGAUGGAGCCGGACCCUCUGGAAGGAGACGGUAGCAACAGCAGCAGUCAUGAGGGUCCUGGGGGGACCGCCAGCUCUUCAGCAACGGGCCCUGGACUCACGGCUCCUCAGCGCCGGGCCGAGAUUCGGCGGAGGAAGCUGCUAAUGAACUCGGAGGAGCGGAUCAAUCGGAUAAUGGGUUUCCAUCGGCCAAAGGCGGAUGAUGACAGCCGUUCAGAAUCGAAGCUUCAGCUCGAACAAGACAAACCAAGCCCCCUUCCCGCUUCUGUUUCCAAGCGGGUUGUGCUUGGUGAUACGGUUUGCAGUUUGGCAGGAACAGCUGACCAUGCAAACAGUGCAGUAGAGCACAAGGGAGAGAAAAAGGACAUGUUUAGCAAAACUCCUGAGAUUGGGAAUGAUGGCACCAGCGAGCUUCGGCAGCGCAGUAGAGGGGAUCUGAUUGAGGUUCCGCAACGAGCACCUCACCAUGGCUUAGAUCACUAUCUGUCAAGGUUCGAUGAAGCAAUGAAGCUAAGAAACCAGCUGAUAAGUGAGCAGCCAAGCCAGGAAAAUGGAAAUGUUGUGGAGGAAUUUGAUUCCUUCCGCAUUUUUAGAUUAGUGGGGUGUGCACUACUUGCCGUUGGAGUUAGAGCCUUUGUGUGCAAAUACUUGUCAAUAUUUGCUCCGUUUCUUACCUUACAGCUUGCAUACAUGGGGUUGUCCAAGUAUUUCCCAAAGAGUGAAAAGAAAACGAAGACUACAGUAUUAACUGCUGCUCUUUUACUGUCUGGGAUCCCUGCAGAAGUGAUUAGUCGUUCCAUGGACACUUACAGCAAAAUGGGGGAUGUCUUUACAGACCUUUGUGUCUAUUUCUUUACUUUCAUCUUCUGCCAUGAACUGCUUGUGUUUUUUGGUUCUGAAGUGCCGUGAUAACCAUGGAGCUCAGUCUGAUAUUUCAGCAGGACUGUGUCUGUCUUGGUUUUGUACAUGCCUCUGGAUAUAUAAACAGGGUUAACCCUUUACCCAAUUCUUUACUUGUUUCAGUGCAGCUUAAACACACUUUGAUAGGGAAGGGCUUUGAAGCCCCAACUUUGAAGCUGAAUUAGUACAGUUUGCAUACAGUGCAUGGUGAUAUCAAAUAUAGAAGAUCGAAUGCAAAUACCUGUCCAAGGACAGGGCCUUUCUGUUGAAAUAAAAUGUGUCCUUUCUUCCCCCACUUGCCUCAUCAUUACAGGAAUAACCUUAAAACCAUAAUCUUAACUCUUUAGCUCUCUUUGGUAAGAACACAGUACAGCUGAGGUUUGCUACUUGGAUGGAAUUACAUUAUUGAUUUUUGUCAGUUUCUUCUGUCUCUUGGACUUUCUGAAAAGCUGCUCUAGAGAGUUGGGGAACCUCCAGAACAGUGUGGAAGUUGGCACAGGAGGAAGAGGGAAUCUUUCUUUCAGCGGGAGUCUCUGCUUGGGUCUCAGUCCCUUUCACAAAUGGAUCUUUCUAUUCAUGGAAGGGAUUUUCUGAAUCCAACCCUAUUAUAGGAGUAUCGUAGGGAUUUCUUUCAUUAGCUUAAAUCCCUCAAGUCAGGCAUUUAAGCAGUUGCAAUAGUCUGACAAGAAUACAGGCCACCCCAAGACUUCUGAUUCUACAACCGAAUUAGUCUGGAUGUGUCUUGCUUAAAGGUGGUAGUAUUCUGUUUGUUUCCUUGUAGUUUGGAAGGUUUAAUUUUAAAAUGUGAAUGCCAGAGCUAAGACUUAGUGAAAUUCAACUUGACUUUUAUAUGUGUUCCCGUUGAGCAUUCUUCAUUGGGUGAUAUCCAGCAUUGGCCAUGUUCAAAGUAAGCCCAUUGAAAUCAAAGUCCACUGAUUUCAGUGGGUGUAUUCUGGGUAUGACUAACAUUGAAUAUCACAUAUCUGACUAGGAAUCCUAAUUAUUUAUGUUUUCAUGAUCGGAUGCAAUAUACUGCAUUAGUGAACAUAGGUUAAAAAGCUGCUUUCUUAGGUAAGUGGACUUUUGUACCUAAAAAUGUGACCACUUUUGCUCAUUCCUCUGGCUAUUUGUGUUUGUUUUUUUCCUUGUAAUGUAAACUAAGACAUGCUUCUUCAUCAUAUCUCCUAUAUUGUCUUCCCAAGAAUAGGUGCAUGUAGACUUUAGCCUCUUUUGUUUAGACUUUUGAGGGAUCAUUACAUUUAUCAGUAAUAGGGGAACACUGUGUCUUGUGAAAGUACAAACUUGUCUUUAACCCUAAUUUUAAUCAACUUUUUACUGUGCAUACUGGCGUAAACAGUGAGUAGUACAGAACAUGUUCAUUUCACAUGGGAAUGCUGAUUUUAAAAGAUGUACUUUAAAAUUGGUUUUUAUAACCCACCUGAAACACAAUUACUUGAAGCAUCUUUCAUUAAAAGCAGUAGGACAAUUCCAGUUAAAUGUUUGAUUGGUUUUUUUACUGAAGGAUUCUGUUCUACUGGUCAGUACCAUAAACAAGUUUUUGUUUAGUAUUAAUUGAUGGCCCUUCAUAUUUAUUUUUAGUUUAAUUCCUUCAGUAAAUCACAAUUGCUGUACAUCCUAAAAAGAUGGCAGAUUUUAUCAGUUGAUUUUUUUUUUUAAGAAUACCAUUAUGAUUAGAGUAAGGGCUGGUGCAGAUGAAACCUUCCUUGCAUGAGGAUUCCUCCCCUUCUUCUACUGUGGUUUGGUGCUGUGUGUGGCUUUUGCCAUCCCUGGUCCAUUUCUGAACCUGUGGCCCAUUCCCAAUCUCUACAAGUGACUCUGUUACAUUGGCACCAGCCUUAAGGAUUCAGUGAGAAAUGAGGCUGGAAGAAAUCAGGCUAUUAUGAGUUUCCUUUAUGCUGAAGGAUGAGUAGAUUUUUGCCUUAGACCCAGAGUUUAGAAAAGUUAUUUUUUUGAACUACAACUCCCAUCAGCCCAAUCCAGUGGCCGUGCUAGCGGGGGCUGAUGGGAGUUGUAGUUCAAAAAAAGUAACUUUUCCAAGCUCUGUUAGACCUUAAGGAUUAUAGGGAUCAAAUGUACUGAGAGUGCAAUGGCCUUCCUAAACAGUGGAUGUUACCCAUGUAACAGCUACAGAGCUAUCGUCUCUGCAAAUUUCUGCUGCAUCGAAAGAUUACCUUGUUAUUGAUAGUGCGAUCUGAUUACAGAGGCUAAUGCGGCAUCUCUGUUUAGAGAUGGUCACUUUUCUGGUGUUGGGAAGCAACAUUAUCUUUCUAAAUAAUAGAUAAGACAUUGGUUCUUUACCAGUUUUUUAACUAUUUUGAAUUAUAAUUUUAAUACCAUCUUCAUUGACCUGAGCUUAGCUGUUGUAACGAUAUCUUGUACAUGAAGAAAAGAGUUCUUGGGGUGGAAUCUAUUAAAAGGAAAUGGAUGCAUAGAGAGAUCUGUGCCUUUGGCUUGGGGUGCUUAUUAAGGCAACUCGCCCUGCUGAAGACAGGAUUCUGUUCAGUUUAAAAAGCAACUUUACUCUUUAGCAGUGGAAACUGUUGUGGCAAAAAGAGCAAGCAAAGCCCUGUUUGUAUUUUGGUUCUUUCCUGUGCAUCUAUUUCCUUCCUCUUUUGAUUUUUAACUUGAUAUAUUCUACUGUGUUCAAUAACCUUUGCAUGACAAUAGAAUCUCAACAUCUGAUUGUACAUGUUCUGGUAUCUCAAGUAAAACAGCCCCAUCAAUGUAUGACAAUAUCUCUGUUGACAUAUUGAAAGGUUGUAUUUGAAACUAAUGGAUGCACUUCAAAAGAUUCUGAAGAAUUGCUUUGCAAGUGAGAGCUGAAAUUAAGCUGGCACUAAGAAUUCUGUAUGCAGUGAGUGGGUAUUGCAGAAAUGCAACAUCUUCAUCACAGAAACCUCCAAAAUGUGAGCCUUUCAUCAUUCCAAACUCAUAGUUUCAGCUUUUAAAGUUAAAAGCUGGCAUAACCAUAAAAACUAUGGCCUUUCAAUUCUGAGUUUCUUUCAAAUUUGCUGAGCUAUUUUUAUUCUUAAAUUUAAAAGGCCCACUUCUAGGACAUAGAACUUUCCCGUACUGCCCUUUUCUCUGCUAUGAAAAGUGAUGUAUAGGGUGGGAUGCCAUGUGAAUAGUCAGAAGGUAUUCUGUAUGUGGUUCCUUUUGCAAAAAUGGGGGCUCCUCUAUCCAAUAAACCUCAUGUGGUCAUGUUUGUCCUUCAGUGUAAUUAUUUCUAGACUGGUUCUAUUAAAUCUAUUAAAGUUAUGUUUGUCACUA